Molecule: messenger RNA, 6156 nt
Organism: Babesia bigemina
Lineage: Eukaryota; Apicomplexa; Aconoidasida; Piroplasmida; Babesiidae
Product: formin homology 2 domain containing protein, putative
Exons: 2
Coding region: 1-6156 (2051 amino acids)
Source: RefSeq, a predicted model, not a curated record
AUGGUCGACCGCGACUUGGGGGCGCCGAAGGCGCCUGCGCCUGGCGCGGAAAACAUAUCCUUCACAGAUGCUGUGUCUAGCUCAAGGAUGGUGUCUUCGCUACUGAUGAACCAGGAUAGGAACAUACAGGUGGCGCGUAGUUUCACCCGCUGGGAGCAAGGGCGUGAAUCCGGAGCAUCCAACGACAACAACGUGAACAUUUUCGACUCCAUGGUUGUAGAAACUGACAGGGGUUAUGCUGCGCAGUCUUCUCCUGGCAGCGCGACAAAUAACACGUGUCUCACGUACGGAAAUGUCAUGAGGCGUGGCUCCCAUGCAAACACCAGUGAAAUCGCAGAAGCUGGCACCUCGCGUUACUCACUCAGCACGCUUGGUAGUAGCCGGGGCAAACAACGUGGCAACUCUACCCCGUCGGACGCGGAUUCCUCCAUGUCCAGUGAUAUUGAAAUCAAUGCGAACAUGAUGAGUCGCAAAACUGCGUUGGGAGCCCUGAUGCGUGACCGAGGUAAGAGCGUCCAGCGUGCGAAGAAGAUGAGUGCGAACGCGUUGGACACGUACAAGGCUCCGAGCCGUUUAACCUCGCCAAGGCAGCCGAAGACAUCAACGCAGCCAAAUACAGUGCCCGUAGCUGGAGGCGAUGCGGCGGCGGCGGACAAUACGACGCAUCGCCCUCCUAAGCUCACGCAUGGUAAAUCUCCAGCCAACCUCAACGAAACGAAGGGGUCAACCAGCCCCGGCAAACACGAGGAAAAAGAAAGCAGCCCUACUCCUGGAGACACAAGUAGCACCAAUAGGGAAGACCUCUUUUCCAAGAUAAAGCGUGCUGUUACCCGGGACCUGUCGGACGAUGUACGCCCUCCGCUGAUUCACUCCUUCGCAAACAAAAUACUCGGCAUGCGCACGCCGUGGCAGCUUCCAAUGAAAGAACGCAGUCUGCGCAACAACGUGCAGCAGCUCAUCAGUUUUUUCAGGGUGCUCGAACGGUACGUCGAGGAUCAGGUCUACCGUUACGGUCCGUCGCUGCACCCGAGGCUGGAUAAGGUUUACAACGACGUAUACGCUAAGAUUGACCAGAUGUUCAAAAAGAUCACGGACAAGGGCAUAUCUCAGGUGGACGAGCCUAGAAGAAUCGCAGUUGUCGGUAAUGAAGUGUAUGACAUUGGCGACCAUCACCCAAGGGGCUCUCCAAUUUACUACCAAAAGUUCGUCAUUUUCGACCUGUCUCAAGACAGUUCCAAUUUCUCUAACGAACACGGGGAUGUGUUUAACAGGCAGGUUCUGAGUUUUCCCAUGAACAGCCGCGGGUUGCCUUCGAUGAGUUACCUCUGCUCCGUAACGUCAGCCGUCCUCUUUUGGUUGGACUUCUACAACAGGGACAACUUGGUCAUCUUCAACUAUGCUGCUCUGAAUUACAACAUGUUGCUGACGUUUGCGUGCUCAAUUUUAGCAUCGCAGCCCGUGGCAACGGCCAACGAAAUAAACCAGAUGAUCACAAACUCUUUCGACUGGAGGAAGAAGUGUCGCAAGGUCGCCAGCGGAGCUGCGAAGGCCACUUCGGACCAAAUGCACCAAAGCGAGCUGCCGCAAAUGAUUCCAAUCGCUCGGUGGCCCCCCUCGUACAAGCGGUACAUGAGCUACUUCCUCAGCCUUUAUGCCACGCCGGUUGAUUUCGUGGUUGCGCAACAAUUCAAGUUAAGGCACAUCACCCUCAUCAACUGUUUACUGCCGGGUACCGACGUGACGCUGGAGGUCUACAAAGUCGGCCCAGAUGCUGUAGAGGCUGCCAACUUCCAAAAGCGGGGUAAUCUGGAGUGCAGCAAGGAGUGCGCCAGGUAUUCCGCAGUUUUCUACCCCAAAUGUGCGUGCGGCGGCAAAGAGCGAGAUGGAGCCAUGCUUAUAGCGUGUUCUGCAGAUUACACUGUGGUCUCGAAGUCAACGAAGUCCAAAUCCGGCAAACACGGUUACGUUGGGGAGGUGAGGUUCGACUUCUCUCUUGAUGCUGAAGGGAACAGACGGAAUGCUGUGAUAUCGGGCGAUGUCGCCAUUGCGCUUAUUGCGGUGUCCAUGAAGCAGAGGAAGGUGAUAGCUACGUACAGCUUCAAUACGGGUUUCGUCAGCAGCGACAUGAUCGAAGUCCCCAAAGCUGAACUCGACAUAUGGGACACUUCCUGCGCCAUUCAGCCGCAGGGCCAGAUGACCAUUGCCAUGGAAAGCAGACCGCUGUACAGUGGUGAUAGUAGGAAUAAGUCAAUUCCUCCUGCUGUUAUAACCCCUCCAACGUCUGAUGUCGGUGUUUUCAUGAGACACCACGUGGCUAAGGUGUCUUCGGAUGAUGCGAAGGCACUUGUGAAUGCCACUGGCCUCUCCUACGAUACGUGCGCAUUCGCACUCAAGCUGUGUCCAAGAUACAUAGAUGCCAUGGCUAUUCUGAGCGCACUAUUCGUCCCGAAGAAGUUGAAAGUUGAGAUGGAAAACAAUUUGUACCGUUCGCCUCGGUCGCCCACAAUAGAAAUACCGAUUGUCGCAUCUCUAGAUUCACCGAGAGUGGAUAGUGCGCGCAUAUACAGCCCUACGGGUGGACUGAGUCGUGGAUAUUCCGUUAUAUUGACGCCUGGCACCAGCAUCGGGGGCAUGGCACCCAUUAGCAGAAUUGGUAGCUUUGCAUCUGGUGCUGGCAUUGGUAUCGACGGUGGUAUCGCAGGCUACGAUGUAGACCCUAGGAUUGGACUGAUUUCAACGCAUGCCGGCGCAGCAAACCGAAUGGGAUUGGUAAGUCAUGAUUCUGGGUUGCGUCCUGAUACAGAAGGCCGUGAUUACUUUACGGAUGGCAAUUUGGGUGACAGCGUCGACAUUGGAACGCCCACUGGUCGUCGAUCUAGAAUCGCACGGGCAGCGUGCCGCAGUGAUCCUGAAGCUUUGUACGAUGGGGGGGCUGAAGUAGGAGGCAUACGCAGUUCCCAUGGUCGUAGGUCUAGAGUCGCAGGACAUACAAGCCAAAUCGCUGAUGACCUCGUCAGUGAUAGUGAUGGCGAAGCUGUAGAAGUUGGAACUGUGUCUGGAUUUAGCACCAGAAUUUCAGGAAGGCGAACCCAUAUAGAUAAUGAAGCAAUAGGUGAUACUGAAGCUGUAGAAGUUGGAACUCCGUCUGGAUUCAGAUCCAGAAUCUCAGGAAGGGGAACUCAAAUCGAUAAUGAAGCAAUAGGUGAUGGUGAUGAUGAAGUCGGAGAUCUGGGAACACCGUCUGGGCGUACGUCCAGGGUUACACGACCCGCAUACCGAAUAGAUAACGAAGCACUAUACGAGAGGGCUACUGAAGUUGGAGGCGUGGCAACGUCUCGGAGCAGGUCUAGAAUCGCGCGUGGCACAGUCGAAAUUGAGGGUGAGGCUACAGGCGAUAACGGAGAUGAAAUUGUAUAUAUAGCAACUCCAUCUGGUCACAGGUACAGAGUCCCACGGAGUGUACAGCAAAUUAGUAAUGAAGCUACGGAUGGUAUGGGAAGUGAACUGGGUUCCACCGCGACCCUUGCUCGUGGUGCUGCAUUGGCGGGGGGCGUCGUAGCCGAUGCGGCUACAGCAAUGCAGGAUGGCGUCCACGCAACACAAUUAGGAACCGGCAGUCUAAAGCAAGAUGUCGGAACGAGACUGCGCAUCGCAACGGACGUUGGAAAACUAGGCGUUGAAACGCAGGCCGGAAUCGAUAAUGAUGGCAGGAUCGGCGGGGCCUAUACGCUGUCUAAUGAUUCGACUGUCAAGAUACAAAGGCUUGCCAACUUAAAAGACGUUGAAGGUGCUGAAAGCCUUACUGUAGACCAGGUGGAGCGCAUAUUGGUGGAAUCUGAUGGCAACAUGCAGCUGCUGUUAGUGGAUGGCACCACGAGGCCUGUGCCUAAUAACAGCGUGAGCUCACUCCUGCAGAUGUUCGGCCCCCCCCAAAGUCAUCCGUAUGAUCAUGGCAAAUUGGUAUCGCAAGAUGGCGUCCCUGGGGGCGCAGAGAUGCUGAAGCGGGGUGGUGGUAUACCUUCGGGCGCAUAUCCAGCAAAGCUGGCAUCGAAGGCAAUACCACAAGGGGUGCCAAAAGCAUCGCCUCCGCCACCUUCGGCUGAUAAAGCAAAAUCGCCUCCUGACGAGCUCGAGCCUCAAGCUGCAGCUACAAGCCCAGACGCUCCCGUCGUUAAGAAACUGGCUCCGCCGAAGGCCAAAACCGUGCCGUCCAAACUUCCUCCGCCAUCGUCCAAACCGAAAGGCGCCCCUGCGAAAUCCGCCGCCCCGCCCAUGAAGAAGGGGCCGCCAUGUAAAAUGAAAGCUGCACCGCCGCCUCCGAUUCUGAAGGGCAAAGCGGCAGUGGCCAAGAAGCCGCCCCCGUUGGGGGUGCGCUUACACUGGAAGCCUCUUAACAUAAAUGCCGUCAAAGGCACCAUCUUCGAGAAUUUGCCUAAACCGUCGGCGGAGGACAAACUGUUCGACUCAACCCUGGUCAAGCAGCUUUUCAGCAAGGCGACUAUAAAGCGUCAACUUACCAUGAAGGCGCCUGAGCUUAAGCGACAGUUGCUAAAGGAGAUUCUAGAUCCCAAGCGUGCGCAGAACAUUGGUAUCAUUCUCCGGUUCAACAACGAGUCUCAGUUCGACGAGCUCAUAGACGCUUUGGACAAUCUGAAGCUUGAUGAUCCCAUAGUCAACAUCGACAACAUAUUCAAGAUCCAAUCUGCGCUGCCUCAGGGGCCUGAAGUCAGCGCCUUCACAGCCGUGCUACAAAGCAAGGCUGACCUAUCGGAAUUCAGGGACGUCGAGCAGAAGGUAUUCAAAAUUGUCAAGCGCGAUUUUAUGGAUGACAAGGUGAAAGUGGCGCAUUUCGCUCUGAACUACAAAACCCUUCUGGAGAGCAUUAAUAACCAGCUGGGUGCGUUCCAGCGAGCUAAUGAGCAGAUCGCCGGCAACGAGUUCCUGCCCAUUAUAAUGGGAGGCAUCCUGCAGUACGGCAACUUCGUUAACCAUGGCGAUGACACGGUGGUGCAGACUCCGGGGUUCAGCCUAUCGUCGGCGAUCAAGCUGAUCGACCUCAAGUCCGCUGACAACUCCCUGAGUUCGAUGCAUUAUCUGGUGGUCAACUUGGUCGUCAAGUUCCCCGACCUUGACUUCGCUACGUUUGACAAGUCCCUCCACCACGUGUUUGAGGCGGAGAAGAUCAGCGCCAACGGUGUGGACGAGCUUUUCGACGAGAUCCGGGAUGGACUUAACUUCUUACUGCGCCUCGUUGAACGGGUGCCCCAGGAUACCGUGCUGUACCGCAAGACCAAGGCUCUCAUAGCCGAGAGCACGGAAGCCACGGGCAUUGCGAGCGAGCGCCACGAAACCGUGUUCGAGGCCACCAGGACUACGUGGCGCUUCCUCGGCGAGGAAUGCAAGCAGGGCACAUCGCUGGACGAGAUAUUCCGAAUUCUCGCCGACUUCAUGCGAUGCAUCAAACGCGUGAUGAACGACAUCCAGCAACGUCCGUCGAAGUUCAUCGUUGCCAUCAACGACGAGGAGAAGCGUGAGCUCUACAACAGCAAAUUCUCUCUUUAUUUUCGCGCCUGCUGUGGCGGUAAUAUGGAGGAAGACGAGGGUGUGGAUUCCGACCUGGAGCUCGGCAUCGCGCUGUCGAUCUCCCAGCAGGCCAGCAGCGAAUCAGAGCGGCCGGUUCUGAAAACUAGGCGUCGCAGGCUGCUUCCGCCGGUGGCGGUGUGUCCGCGCAGCAAGAAGCUGCUGCGCAAUGUGUGUCUAAACGACCGGGCUGCCGCCCGUAGAAUCCACGGAAUCAUCGACGCGGCGUUCAAGACUCUCCACGCUGUAGGUGACGCCGAGGGCGAUCCCAGCGACCCGCUCGACGUGGACGCGCUCGAGCUUGCGUUGUUGCGGCUGGGAUUUGCGGUGGACGAGGCGCAGCUGCAGGACAUGUUGCGGUGCUACCAGCAUGACGGCACCGCCCCCGCCUCGUCGCAGCUUGCCGAAUUCGCCUUAUACACGCGUGAAACUGUGGGUAAUCGCAACGUGGAGUCAGAGUGGCGUCCCAAGGGCGCAGGCAGUAGGCUGCCCAUAGAACGCAUCGACCAAGGCACGUUCAGGGACAUAUUUCUAGACUGCAACCUUCGAAUGGAAAACAACGGUCUAAUAUAUUGA